AUGUGUUCUCGACCGAUUCCGGCCACGGCAGCCAAUCUCAUUGAGACUAGCCGUCUGCAAAAACACGUGCACUCUCAUUCCUGUCACUCUCAUACUCCGGUCGGACGACACUCGACACGACCAUUAAGGCGCAGGACCGACGCGAAACGUGCUCUACUCGGCACGGAGGUGAAACAUCGCCAACUUCCCAACUCCGGACUGUUACUGAAAGACGCAAUAACUAUACUUGGGCAAACCCGGGACUCGACCCCAGGAUCCCCGGAUGUG
Molecule: messenger RNA, 267 nt
Organism: Brenthis ino (lesser marbled fritillary)
Lineage: Eukaryota; Metazoa; Arthropoda; Insecta; Lepidoptera; Nymphalidae
Source: the annotation of a GenBank genome assembly